AUGUCAUUCGAUCAGCUCUCCUCCCUCGAGGCAGGGCGCCGUCGCAAUACCGGCGGCGGCCAGUAUACCGAUGACCCCGAGUUCCAGCGCCUCUCCCAAGAUUUGAUGAACAAGCUCUUCAGGCUCAACGGGAACAACCAGCGACUCCAAGGCGAAGUCAGCCACCUCGGCACACGGCGUGACACCCCGCGGGUUCGGGAACGAGUCCACGAGCUGAUCGAGGAGUCGCGCGACCUGUUCAAGGAAGUUGGCGAGGGCGUCAAGAAGGUUCAAACAUGGGAAGAUGUCACUCCCACCCAAAAAUACAUGCAACAAAAACUCUCCCGCGAAUUCCAGUCCUCCCUCUCCGAAUUCCAAUCCCUCCAGCGCACCGCCCUCGACAAGCAAAAAGCCUCGGUAACCGCCGCCCGCUCCGUGAUCGACGCCACCGACCCUUCGCACUCGUCGCACCCGUUGCUCGACGAACCCCAGCUGCUCCAACAUCAGGAACAAGAACUCACCCACCUCGCGCCGCAAUCCGACGUCGACUUCCAGGAUGCGCUCAUCCUGGAGCGCGAGGAGGAGAUUCGCAAUAUCGAGCAGGGUGUUGGUGAUUUGAAUGUGCUGUUCCAGCAGGUGGCGCAGAUCGUCAGCGAGCAGGGCGAGAUGUUGGAUACGAUUGCGAAUAAUGUGGAGAAUGUGAGGGAUGAUACGGCGGGGGCGGAUAGGGAGUUGAGGAGCGCGGCGAGGUAUCAGAAGAAUGCGAGGGGCAAGGCGUGCUGUUUGUUGUUGAUUUUGAGCGUUAUCUUGACGAUUGUGUUGUUGGCGGUGUUCUUGGGUUAG
Molecule: messenger RNA, 822 nt
Organism: Neurospora tetraspora
Lineage: Eukaryota; Fungi; Ascomycota; Sordariomycetes; Sordariales; Sordariaceae
Product: t-SNARE
Exons: 2
Coding region: 1-822 (273 amino acids)
Biological process (GO): intracellular protein transport; Golgi to vacuole transport; vesicle fusion
Cellular component (GO): endomembrane system; membrane; SNARE complex
Molecular function (GO): SNAP receptor activity; SNARE binding
Source: RefSeq, a predicted model, not a curated record